Trichoderma atroviride IMI 206040 is the source of this 594-nucleotide messenger RNA. RefSeq lists its product as uncharacterized. Lineage: Eukaryota; Fungi; Ascomycota; Sordariomycetes; Hypocreales; Hypocreaceae. The record is from RefSeq and is a predicted model, not a curated record.
AUGGCCACGCGUAUCGGGACAUUAAAGAUGCUUCAUGAAACACGGCAAGCAGGAAUCGCAUCAAAAAUAGAAAUCCCCAGCCAUCGCCUCCAGCAUCUAUUUGCGGCCUCCAAGCGUUCAAACACCCAAACAUCAAACAAUCUUGGUCGGCAAGCAUCCGAACCGGCCCAGUCCUGGGCGCCUAAACAGACGCGCCGCCCCAAGAACUUGAACAAACAAAACCGGAUGCUUCAUCUUCACAGCACAAGACGAAACGACGAUACACUCCGUCGCGCACCGCCUGUUUCCGCCACGCCAUUGGCCCGCGACGCCGCCAUCUUGAAACUUCAGCUCAACUCAUUGCUGGCGAUGCUCUCCAUCUCUUCUGGUCCCGUCAAAAACGUCCAGAAAAAGAGACCCGCCCCAGCCCCUCGAAACGCCGCCUUGGAGCCAAUGGGCGGCUCCCCGUCCGUCGGCAGAAUCGCUCGUGGCCAAUCGCCAGCCAAUCUUGGCGAGCGGCAGCCGAAAAGAGGAGAGCCCCAGUUCAAGCGCCUAGUAACACGAGUAGGAUUGACAACUUGCGGGCGCGAAACGCAGUGUGAUAUGAUGAUGUGA